CAUAUAUACAUAGUUUAGGUAUAGGUUAAUCGUCAGUCAAGUUUUCCCAAUCUCAAUUUUUAAGUUUUGGCGCCGUAGGUGUGUCGUGUUUCGUGUAUCAUUGUCUAUACGGAAUAAAUCCAUUAUAAUUAUAUAACUAUUUUUUUAUAUUAAUGAAAUGAAUUAUCAUAUUAAUAGAUUAUUAAUGUAAUAAUGUACAAUACUUAUUGGCUAUUGCAGUAUUGCUCAUACGUUGUUUGAAGUCACAAACGAAAAUUCACAUAACGCACGAAACAAUUUCAAAGUUUUUAAACGUUAAUAUCAUAUCUUAAUACUAAUAGACUCCGGACACGAUGCCGAAUUCGAUUGCGGCGACGGUCGCGGCACUUGCCGUCCUGCUUCACGGGGUCACCGGCCUCGACAACGGGUUGGCUUUGACGCCGCCGAUGGGAUGGCUCGCGUGGCAGAGAUACAGAUGCAUCACGGACUGCGAAACGUAUCCAGACGAAUGUGUCAGUGAAAAGCUGUUCAUGAACGCGGCUGAUUUGUUGGUCAGCGAAGGCUACGCAGACGCGGGAUACCAAUAUUUAAUCGUGGACGACUGUUGGUUGGCCAAGAAUAGAUCGGCUGACGGGAAAUUGGAAGCCGACAAAACGAGAUUCCCGAGCGGUAUCAAAGCACUGGCCGACUACGUGCACUCGAAAGGAUUGAAAUUCGGUUUGUAUCAAGAUUGGGGAGAGAAAACUUGCGCUGGUUACCCGGGCGUGCGGGGCAACGAAGAGAAGGACGCCAAACAAUUCGCAGAAUGGGAAGUCGAUUACGUAAAAUUAGACGGAUGUUAUUCGAACGUCAGGGACAUGGACAGAGGUUACGUCGAAUUUGGGAAACACUUAAACAGUACGGGAAGGCCAAUGGUGUACUCAUGCAGCUGGCCGGCAUACCAAGAAGAGAAGGGGAUGCGGAUUAAUUACGCUUUGAUGGCUGAACACUGCAAUCUGUGGCGUAACUACGGGGACAUUGAUGACUCGUGGAGCAGUGUAACAAGCAUUACCGAUUACUUCGCGUUGAAACAGGAGUUUUGGGCGCAGUACGCGGGACCCGGACACUGGAACGAUCCAGACAUGCUCUUGAUCGGCAACUUUGGCCUGUCAUUCGACCAAAGCAAAUCGCAGAUGGCCCUCUGGGCAGUGUUGGCAGCUCCCCUGCUCAUGUCCAAUAAUUUGACCGGUGUACGCCCAGAGUUCAAAGAAAUCUUACAGAACAAAGAAAUCAUAAAGAUCAAUCAAGACGCCCUGGGAAUACAAGGCACUCGAGUUUUUAGGGAUAAGAGUAUUGAAAUUUGGACCCGACCAAUCGAACCGGUUCAUCACGGAAAUUAUUCUUACGCUGUGGCGUUUGUGAGUCGUCGCGAGGAUGGCGCUCCCUUUCCGUACAAAAUAACUUUGGAAGAUUUAGGACUGAAGUACCACUUUGGUUACACAAUUAAGAAUUUGUUUGAUAAACCGACCUCAAACUUAACCACACAUUUCGCCUUGCCAAGGACUACACUCCACGUACGAAUUAUUCCGUCAGGUGUUGUGUUCCUGCGAUGCAAUGUUCUAACAGCCAAGUUACAGGAAGAUAAUAUUUACAACGAUGCACUCAACAGAACCGUAACAUUUAAAUAAAUCCAGUUUUAUAAAAACAUGAUACAAGUUUACUUACAAUUUAUAAAUAUUUAUAUUAUCGUACCUACCUACACGAUAUAACAAUGCUGUGUAUAAAAGUUACAAUUAUACACACGUAAAUUGAAUAAAUAUACAGACAUUUUUUAUGCUA
This is a messenger RNA of Myzus persicae (green peach aphid), 1797 nucleotides long. Its product is annotated as alpha-N-acetylgalactosaminidase-like. Gene Ontology annotation, cellular component: cytoplasm. The record is from RefSeq and is a predicted model, not a curated record. Gene Ontology annotation, biological process: glycoside catabolic process; oligosaccharide metabolic process; glycosylceramide catabolic process. Gene Ontology annotation, molecular function: alpha-galactosidase activity. NCBI's taxonomy places the organism in Eukaryota, Metazoa, Arthropoda, Insecta, Hemiptera, Aphididae. The transcript has 10 exons. Bases 333 to 1646 code for a protein of 437 amino acids.